Colletotrichum truncatum is the source of this 828-nucleotide messenger RNA. Its product is annotated as major facilitator superfamily transporter. Gene Ontology annotation, cellular component: membrane. Gene Ontology annotation, molecular function: transmembrane transporter activity. NCBI's taxonomy places the organism in Eukaryota, Fungi, Ascomycota, Sordariomycetes, Glomerellales, Glomerellaceae. Gene Ontology annotation, biological process: transmembrane transport. The record is from RefSeq and is a predicted model, not a curated record.
AUGUUCAACAUCCUCGCUGCGUGGCGCUUCUUCGUCGGGAUCGGCAUUGGCGGCGAGUACCCUGCCGGCAGUGUUGGCUGUGCAGAGUCUACCGGCGAGCUGAAAUCCGGUUCAAGAAACCUCUGGUUCAUCAUGUUCACCAACACUAUGAUCGACUGGGGCUUCGUUAUCGGCGCAUUCGUCCCGUACGUAGUCGCCGCAGCCUGCCACAAUGGCCACUACAGCACCAUUUGGCGCACUAGCUUGGGCAUCGGUGUUGUGUUCCCCAUGAUUCUGUUUGUCCUCCGUCUGUUCGUGAAGGAGCCGGAAGAGUUCCAGCGAAACUCGAUGCGCUACGCCAAGACGCCUUAUCUGCUUUCACUCCGUUUUUACGGGUGGCGCCUCUUCAUUGUCAGCUUGAUUUGGUUCAUUUACGAUUUCUCUGCCUACUCCUUUGGCAUCUACUCGUCAACCAUUCUGAGCAACUUGUACGGCGACACCGCGCCUUUGACCACUGUUUUCGGCUGGAACACCGUCAUCAACCUGUUUUACAUCCCGGGUACUAUGCUUGGUGCUCCCGCAUCUGACUGGCUGGGCCCGCGGUACGCUCUUGCUGUGGGCGUGACCUUGCAGGCUAUUGUCGGCUUCAUCAUGGCCGGCGACUACUUCAACUUGUCACAGCCGGGAAUGGUGGGCGGGUUUGUUGUUGUUUAUGGUAUCUUUUUGGCCCUCGGCGAGUUUGGUCCCGGCAACAACAUUGGCUUAUUGGCGGCCAAAACCUGCGCCACGGGUAUUCGCGGUAUGGCUAGUCCUAUCAGUUUCAAUUCACGCAUGAUUUCAGAAUACUAA